Molecule: messenger RNA, 4258 nt
Organism: Cyprinodon variegatus (sheepshead minnow)
Lineage: Eukaryota; Metazoa; Chordata; Actinopteri; Cyprinodontiformes; Cyprinodontidae
Gene: cep170ba
Product: centrosomal protein 170B
Exons: 18
Coding region: 255-3635 (1126 amino acids)
Molecular function (GO): protein binding
Source: RefSeq, a predicted model, not a curated record
CGUUUGAUGGGACUUUUGUCGUCACCGUUUUGGGACUGAAGCCUGGAGGCUUUCGGAGGAGAGCUCCGUCCGGACGGUGUCACUCCCAAAGGAGGAAGAGGGUGUAGCCAUUUACCUGGGUAGAGUCACCUGUUGGCUUCAUGUCGGUCGUCGAAUUUCAUUGACAUUUGGACGUUAAAACACUGGCGUCACUCAGGCAUAAAACAGAAAAGGCGUUUAAGGAUGUCAAGAAGAUCCUGACCCGCAGCCCCGACAUGAGCGUCACAUCAUGGUUCCUGGUCAGCAGCUCGGGCACGCGCCACCGCCUGCCCCGAGAAAUGAUUUUUGUCGGCCGAGAAGAAUGUGAGCUCAUGUUGCAGUCACGCAGUGUGGACAAACAGCAUGCUGUGAUCAACUACGACUCAAACAGAGAUGAGCACAUGGUGAAAGACCUGGGCAGCUUGAACGGGACAUUUGUGAAUGACCUGAGGAUCCCGGACCAGACUUACAUCACUCUGAAGCUGUCCGACGUCAUCCGCUUCGGUUAUGAUGUCCAUGUUUAUAUUUUGGAAAGGAGUCAACACAGAGUCCCAGAGGAAGCUCUUAAACAUGAGAAGUACACCAGCCAGCUGCAGCUAAGCAUAAAAUCCCUGGAAGCCAAGUCCAAGGAAAAACAGCAGCUUCAGAGAUUGGAGAAGAGCAAAGAUACCAUUUCCAAUUUUAAACUGCAGGAAAGGACUGAGCGUAAGGCCCAGUCGCUCACAGCUUCCACUGAUUCUCCAAUAUCAAAGCCCACACCUUUGUAUGGCCAACCGUCCUGGUGGGGGGAAGAUGAGGAACAAGCCAACACUAAGCACAGCAGAGGUGGAAAAGUGGCAGAAGAUGAGACUUCAGAACCUGCCAAAGAUGCAUCCAGAUACGGGGUUACCCGCGCUCACUCAGACAUUCAGGCCAAGUCCACCUUCUCCUACCGCCGAGAGCCAAGCAACUUUGAAGCUCCGACCAAGGAGUUCCAGCAGAAAGCUGCAAAAAGUCCAACAUCACAGAUUCACGAAGUACCAACAAAGGAUACCUCAGAUCCUACUCAGUUUGUCCCCUCCACACCCACGCCUCCUGUGGUCCAAAGCCACGCCUCCUUCACCAUCGAAUUUGAUGAAUGUACUCCAGGGAAAUUGAAGAUUAAAGACCAUGUGACCAAGUUCGCCCUUCGGCAGCAGCGUAAGCAAACGUCCCCGGAGGCCCCCUCCACUCCCACAGAGGUCGUAUCAGCAGAAAGCAAAGUGGCUGAUUGGUUGGUCCAAAGCAACGCAAGCAUGAUGAGGAGAAAGUCGCAGGGGGAAAAUUUAUACAACAUCAGCAGUCAUUCAUCAGAUCUGAAAAUAAAAAAUGCAAACUACUACGAGAACGGCUCUCACAUGGAGUUAGGGCCUCCCAUCCUGAGUACUAAUGAAUCCCCCCCAACCGGACUUCAAGAUGUGUUGCAUGGUUCUCCAAAGACCUCCAUUACUUCUCCAGGCUCAGAGGAACCUUUGUCUUCCUCUCCACCAGAGUCUCAGUCUCUUUCCAGUCUAAGCAAGGCAGAACCAAACCAGGCCUUUGUCAUCGAGUUCUUUGACGCCAACGCAAAAAAUAGGCGCUCUCAGUCCGGCACACAGAUCACGUCCCCACCUGAGCCCUCAAACCUCCGAGUCCAGCAAGAGAAAAAGAGCUCAAGCCCUAAUACACAGAGACACAUCUCAUCUUCAUCGUCCCCCGCUCCCCCCACCCAGCGUUACACUAUUCCACUGAAAGGACCCGAUUCUUCAGGGUUUCAGAGAGCUGGCUCUCUACGAAGGGAAAAAACGGAAGACAGGAUCAGCACAAGCUUUUCUUCUCGCUCUUCUUCAUCAGUGUCUGUAAAACCUUUUAGCAGCGUCGGUCGGAGGUCCAAGCUCUCCAAGGAAUUUAACGCUGAAUUACUCAAACGGAAAGAAACGUUUUCCUCCAGCCCAGAGAAAAUCGCUUCCAGUUCGCCUAAAACAACUAAAAGAGCAUUGACGAUAGUUUCACAGACAGAGCAGGACCCGUCCAGCUCUCCUCCAUCUGAUGGAGAUCUCCACCCUCAGACUUCCUCCCCUGUCCACCCACCUGUCCCCAUAAAAACCCCUUUAACACCUGCUGACACAGCAGAGGUCAGGAGCCCCAGAAAUGAGGAGGACGACAGCGUCAGUGAUGCAGGAACUUACACCAUUGAAGCAGAUGUUCAUGACAAGGAGCUGGAAGAGGCAAGGGGCAAGAUUGACCAGGUGUUUGGUGUUGAGAGCCCAGAGCAAAUGAAGCAGACUGAAGCAGAGGCCUCCUCAGCAUUUAGGCCUGUUAUUGAUCAGGACAGGGAGGACAGUAGGCAGAGUAGCUGUGGGGAAGGUAUUCCAGCUCCAGAGCAGGGACAUAGUGUGGCAAAGGUUCAGGAGGCAGAUGCUGUGGUACAGGGGGCUCCUAAGUGGAUGUCUUGCUGGGCCAGCUUGGCUGACAGCUAUACAGAAUCAGGGCCUCCAUCUGGAUCUCUGCAGCAUCUUUUCUGUCUCUGCUCUGGGAAAUAUGUUGGUGACUCCUAUCAGAUGAACGUGGUGGUAUGUUUUCUAAAAGGAAUCUUUCAUUGCACCUUCUUUUCUCUCCUUUUCCCCACUUCUCUGUCCUUUUUUUGGAUAACUCUAACCAACUCACAACGGCAAGGCUCUAGGAGGCGACACAAGGGCUCUGACUAUACUUCUACCUCAGAUGAAGAGUAUGAAUCAAACUGGAGUGAUCUUAAACACAAACGCUCCCAACCUUCCUCAGCUUCUCAUAGUGCCCACGGUCGGCCUCGGUCCCACCCAAUAGUCGCCCAGCACCCGAAACCACGCAGCCGCAACUCUGAUGAGGAGAACCAUGAAGGAGAAGGGUUCAACAGCUGGUCCACCCACAGUGCUGAGAUCGCACGGUUGAGCCAAGAUCUUGCCAAAGACUUGGCGAUCCUGGCCAGAGAGAUCCAUGACGUAGCAGGAGACGGUGAUCAACCAACCCCUGAGGAAAAGAGCGGUGGACAGGUUCAUCAUGUCCCAGAGUCUGAGAAAAAACACAGAAUCCAACAGAGUCCUUUACCAACAAGAGAACCUGAACUGAGGUCAGAUGACCACGACCUGAGCUCCAGGCAUUCGACUCAAAGCAGAAAAGAGGUUAAUGUGGAAAGUUUGAUGCUGAAUCCUGUGUAUCAAGUCACAGCAGCCAUCAGAGAAAAUACAGAGCAGCUUGCUGAGAAGAUUAAGGUUCUGUUCCAGGACAGGAUGGAUAUGUGGGAGGACAUUGAGGACAGAAUUCAUGCAGACGGGGACAUUUCUGUUGGCAAAAUUUCCAACAAGGAAAUGGUUUCUAUUUUGAAAGAACUUCGGAGGGUCCAGAUCCAGCUUGAAGUUAUUAAUGCAGCCAUGGACCCCAGUGGUACCAAUGAAACAAUCAAGAGCACCACUGCUGCUUCAUCCUCUUCUUCCUCUGAAGUUCAGCCUUCCAGAACUUCUUCGUCUAGAGACUGGAGAACUGUCCACUCCGUCUCUAAGCGCGGCGGUGGUCCAAGGCCCAGCGAGAGCGUGAGGAGGGCCGCCGUGACACCAGAUGACCUCCGUCAGGGAUAUUUAGUCUGAAGUCUGGCACGCACAGAAACACAGAUGCACCAACUUGCUCGGCGACUAUUCAAAGAUCGCCGUUCACAGCUGUUAGCUAGUGAAACCAGUCUGAGAGGAAGUGACUGGAUCUAAAAAGCUGUGGUGAGCUCACAAUGUUUGGAAGUGUAUUUUUUUAAUAAAUCAACCACAUGAGGUGGAGACUUAAGGAAGUACCUUGACAUUUCAUUAAAGCUCACCUGAUCUUGUUAAGCUUGAUCUUACACAAUGUUCUCUUUAUUUGCCAAUCAAAUAAAUUAAUGUCUGAUUUUUAUGAAUGUGUUAUUAUGUUGCUAAUUAAUAGCCAGCCUGAGUACAGUCAUCUCAGGGAAAUCUGUAAAUGUAUGUUUAGUUACAAAUGAUUUAUUUGAAUCUGACUAUUUGUGCACAGGCUCCUCUGAACUGCAUUGCAUUUCUCUAUAGAUGAAUAUUUUUCCAGUGUUUAUUUUUGUGUCUGAUUCCUUUUCUUUGACAAAUUUAUUGAGGAAUGUAAAAGCUAUUUAUAAGUUUUUUUUGUGAAUCACACAGCAGGAAUUUAGAGACUUUGUAGCCUCCUGUGCCAGACUGUUGAAUGUCAUUUUACACAGCUGCUCAAAGGCAAUUGG